Molecule: messenger RNA, 612 nt
Organism: Micromonas commoda
Lineage: Eukaryota; Viridiplantae; Chlorophyta; Mamiellophyceae; Mamiellales; Mamiellaceae
Exons: 1
Biological process (GO): RNA processing
Molecular function (GO): RNA binding; RNA methyltransferase activity
Source: RefSeq, a predicted model, not a curated record
UACUUUCUGGUCCACAACAUCGCCAAGAAGCACAACGUCGGCACGAUCGCGAGAUGCGCCACCGCGUUCGGCGUCAGGUCCGUCGUCCUCAUCGGCGCCAAAUCGUACAACACCUUCGGGUGCAAGGGAUCGUCGAACCACGUGGAUUUCGUCCACUACCCGACCCUAUCGGACGCCAGGGUCGGGCUCAUGGAGCGUAUGGGCGUGACCAAGAUAUUGGGCGUCGAGAUAUGCGACGGCGCGGUGCCCAUCGAGACGCACCCAUUCGCGCAAAACACCGCGUUCAUCGCCGGCAACGAGGGCGACGGAUUGACCAAACAGCAAAAAGCCAUCUGCGACGGGUUCGUGUACAUCAGACAGCACGGAGUCGGCACGGCGUCGCUCAACGUCGCCGUCGCGUCCGCGCUCGUCAUGCACCACUUCGCGCUGUGGGCGGGAUACCGCGAACGCGCGAGGGAAGGGGAGAAGUACGUCGUGGGAGAGCGGAAAAUGCGCACGAGUAAACGGGGCGUCAUCGGCGAUGACCCGGAUGAGGUGAGGCGGCGCAGGGCGGCGGCGAGAGAGGCGGCGGCGAGGGACGGGGACGGGGACGGGGACGGGGACGGGGACGGG